UUGAGAUGAUGGGGUUGGACCAGAACUAGGGUGGGACCAGACAGGGGCUGUCUCUUUUUCAAGCUAAGGGGGAUGUACAUGCAAGUAACCUUGCCUGGUUCAGAGCUGAACUGCUGUGACCCUCUUACCCUUGUCUGGUGUGAGCUUCUGGAGGCCACUGAGGCAGAGCCAGAGGCUCCAGCUGCAGAGCUCCAGCCAGCAGCAGAAGCAGAGCAGUGGGCAGUGGUGGAGGUAGAGCUGGCUCCAGCUCCAUUGACACCACCCUCUCUAGCGCUGGAGCCAGCAUCCCCUCCAUCAGCGGCAUUGGAGCUGGAGCAAGGGCCAACAUCGGCUCCAGCAGGAGUGGGAGCUGCUGAGCUGGAGUCACCUGGACCAUCAUUUCUAGUGGGAAGUCCAUCUCCAUUUGUGGCUGUUAAGGAGCGUGAGAAGAAGCCUAACCUCACGGCCUUCCCUCCUAAGCUGGUGGUGGAGCAGUUGACCGUGAUGGAUGCGGAGCUCUUCCAGAAGGUGGUGCCCUCUCAGUGCCUGGGCUCCACCUGGGGCAAGAGGAACAAGCCCGGCCAUGAGCACCUGGCACCCACCGUCCGGGCCACUCUCGACCACUUCAGAAGGGUAGCCAGCCUCGUCAUCACCACCUACCUUGGGGACCCGAGCAUGAUGGCCCAGGACAGGGAGUGGGAGAGCCUGAAGAACUCCUCUCUCUGCACUGUCAUCUCUGUUCUGCAGAAAACAUCCAUAUGCCACCUGAAGAACACAUGGGGGAAGUUUCCUGGGAGAGCUCUGAAAAACUUAAGGAGCACUAUAGCCAAGACGAGUCCUUGAGCAGAGAACUGAUGACCAAGGUAGAGUGGAGG
This is a messenger RNA of Diceros bicornis minor, 854 nucleotides long. Its product is annotated as ral guanine nucleotide dissociation stimulator-like. Gene Ontology annotation, cellular component: plasma membrane. The transcript has 5 exons. NCBI's taxonomy places the organism in Eukaryota, Metazoa, Chordata, Mammalia, Perissodactyla, Rhinocerotidae. The record is from RefSeq and is a predicted model, not a curated record. Bases 73 to 822 code for a protein of 249 amino acids. Gene Ontology annotation, biological process: positive regulation of GTPase activity; Ras protein signal transduction. Gene Ontology annotation, molecular function: guanyl-nucleotide exchange factor activity.